This is a messenger RNA of Abrus precatorius (Indian licorice), 3387 nucleotides long. RefSeq names its product disease resistance-like protein DSC1. The transcript is spliced from 5 exons. The record is from RefSeq and is a predicted model, not a curated record. The coding region runs from base 1 to 3387 and encodes 1128 amino acids. Lineage: Eukaryota; Viridiplantae; Streptophyta; Magnoliopsida; Fabales; Fabaceae. Gene Ontology annotation, biological process: defense response; signal transduction. Gene Ontology annotation, molecular function: ADP binding.
AUGGCCACUGGUAGUGUUUGUUCCUCUUCCUUUGCUUCAUUUUCUCCCAGAAAAAAGUAUGAUGUUUUUAUAAGCUUUAGAGGUGAGGACACUCGCCAUAACUUGCUUAGCCACCUUAUCACUGCUUUGUGUGAAAAAUCAAUAAAAACCUACGUAGACUACAAACUUGAAAGAGGUGAUGAGAUAUCACAAGCACUCACCCAAGCCAUUGAGGACUCCAAUAUGUCUUUGAUUCUCUUUUCACAAAACUAUGCUUCCUCAACAUGGUGCUUGCAUGAACUCACUAAGAUACUUGAAUGCAAGAGGAAGCAAGGACACAUUGUUCUACCUGUGUUCUAUAAAGUUGAUCCAUCACAUGUUCGCAACUCCAAAGAGAAGGUGCAAAAGUGGAAUGCUGCUCUCACUGAAGCUGCCAAUUUAGCUGGCUGGGACUCUAGGAGCUUCAGGGACGAAUCUAAACUUAUCAAAGAGAUUGUCAACGAUGUUUUGCGAAAAUUAUAUCAUAAGUAUUCAAGUGAUCAGUUAAGAGGCCUCGUUGGAGUAGAUGAAAAUUGCAAAUCAAUCGAAUCACUACUGGAAAAGGUCCCAAUAAUUGGAAUUUGGGGCAUGGGCGGUAUUGGUAAGACAACUGUUGCCAAGGUUGUAUUUGCCAAACUAUGCUCUCAAUAUGAAAGUUACUGCUUCUUGGAAAAUGUAAGAGAACAAUCACAGAAACAUGGGUUAAAUUAUUUACAUGAUAAGCUUAUCUUUGAGCUGCUGAAGGAUGAGCAUCACCAUAAUACCACAGCCGAAGUUGUAGGAUCCAAAUUUAUUAUGAGAAGGCUUGAAAGUAAAAAAGUUUUGGUUGUGCUUGAUGAUGUCAAUGGUUUUGAACAAUUAGAAUAUCUAGCAAGAGAAUUUAUUUGCUUGGGAUCAGCUAGUAGAGUUAUUAUAACAAGAAGAAAUAAGCAUUUGCUUAUUGGAAGAGUUAAUGAAAUACAUGUAGUCAAGGAAUUGAAUUUUCAAGAUUCCCUUAAGCUUUUCAGCUUAAAUGCAUUCAAAGACAGCAAUCCUCAAAUGGAAUAUAAAGAGCUAUCAGAAAGGGCAGUUAUGUAUACUAAGGGAAAUCCAUUAGCUUUGAAAGUGUUGGGUUCUCUUUUUCAUUCUAAAAGUAUAGAAAUAUGGGAAAGUGCACUUAGCAAACUCAGGAAAUAUCCAAACGUACAAAUUCAAAAUGUGUUAAGAUUGAGUUAUGAUGAAUUAGAUGAUGCAGAAAAGGACAUAUUUCUAGACAUUGCAUUCUUUUUUGAAGGAGAAGAUAAAGAUCAUGUCAUAAGGCUAUUAGACGCCUGUUAUUUGUUUGCCACUAGUGGAAUAGAAACCCUCCAAGAUAAAGCUCUCGUAACUAUUUCAAAAGACAACAAAAUACAAAUGCAUGAGCUGAUUCAAGAAAUGGGCUGGGAAAUAGUUCGUCAAGAAUCUAUUAAAGACCCAGGAAGGCGUAGCCGAUUGAGAGACACUGAAGAAGUUUGUGAAGUAUUGAAAAAUAACAGGGGAACUGAUGUAGUUGAAGGCAUAAUGUUAGACGUGUCUCAAAUUAGGGAACUGCCCUUGAAUGCUGACAUAUUCAAAAAGAUGGUUAAUCUAAGAUUGCUCAAGUUCUAUUCUCCCUUCAAUAAGAGAUCAUGUAAUGUGCACCUUCCCACGGGUCUUGAGUCACUGCCCCAUAAAUUAAGAUACCUUCAUUGGAAUGGAUAUCCUUUAAUGUCCCUGCCAUCAACUUUUUGUGCGGAAAUGCUUGUUCAGCUUUGCAUGCCACAUAGCCAUGUAAAAAAACUUUGGGAUGGAUCACAGGAUUUUGUCAACUUAAAGGAAAUAGACCUUAUUUUCUCCACGCAGUUGAUGGAGCUCCCAGAUUUAUCCAAGGCAACAAAGCUUGAAAUACUAAAUAUCUCCCACUGCAUAAAUUUGAGUCAUGUUCAUCCAUCUAUUUUAUCACUCGAUACCCUUGUUGAUUUUGUUCUAUAUGGUUGCCAAAAACUCAAGUCUCUUCAUUUAAGAUCUGUCAAGUACAUUGUUCUAAAUGGAUGCUUCAAUCUGAAGGAGUUUUCAUUGACCUCAGGAGAAAUAAACGUGUUGGACUUAAGAGGGACAGCAAUAGAAACAUUAGACAUGUCCAUUGGGCGUCUCAGCAAAAUUGAAAAGAUCUACGUCUGCCAAUCACUCAAAAAUGUUCCAAAGGAGUUACCUUCUUUUACAUGUCUUAGGGAACUGAAUCUUCAUAACUGUAGACACCUUGAUACGACAAAUUUGCAUAACCUACUUGAUGCUUCACGAAAUGUACAAAAGUUGAUUUUGGAUGAGUGUUGUAACUUGCAUGAACUCCCUUACAAUAUUAAACAUCUUUCAUGCCUUGAACAUCUGUCACUCAGGAAUUGCAUGAGCCUUAAAUAUAUACCACAGAUUCCACCAUCUGUUGGACAGUUAGAUGCUGUGAAUUGCACAUCCUUGGAGAUAGUGUUGGCCUCUGUGAUUUCAAGACAACAGGGGCAAAAGGGCAUAAGCAUUUCAUUUGAGAAUUGUUUGAAAUUGGAUGAACAUUCAAGGUCUAGUAUUAUGGAACAUGCAUAUUUCACAAUGAAGCAAGUUGUGCAUGCAAAUGUCAAUGUUCCACCCUAUCUGAAUAAAAGUAGUGGUGAUGUUUGUUUGCCAGGAACCAAGGUGCCGGAGUGGUUUGAAAACAAGACAACAACACAAGCUUCCAUAACUGUUGAACUUCCUUCACCCUUCCUCUUAUUGGGUUUUGUUUUUUGUGUGGUUCUUUCUCAGUUUCGGUCAAAUGCCAAGUUUGAGUAUCAUCAGAUAGUAUGUCAAUGGUGUUUGGAAGAUGGUAGAAGAAUUGGAUGCACACGUAGGUGGUAUUACAAAGCUAUCACAGCAUUGAAUUCAGAUCAUGUUUAUCUAUGGUAUGAACCAUCUUGUGACAAGAUAAUUGAGGCAGUUAAAGAAAGCCAAGCCAAUGAUGAUGAGUGCAUCACCCUCAACCUGAAUGUGUCAUUUGAAUUCUAUGUUGAAACUCAUAAUCUUUGUGAGCCCAAACAUAUUGGUUUGAUUGGCAUAAAAAAAUGUGGUGUCUGUCCGAUAUAUGCCUCAGAACAUUACAGUUUCAUAAACCACAUAGAAUUGGACAUGAAGUUAGAACAUAGAGAUAGAGAGAUUACAAUGGGGGUUGGAAGCUUUGAUGAGAAGAAAGAUGAGACUGGAAGCAGUGGAGUAGAAAUUCAGGAGCAGAAUCAAGAAAAAGACUCCUGUUAUUGCUUACCUGGGAAAAUCAAUGGCUAUGCAACCAGUGGAGACCUUCGCCAAAUCGGCGACCUCAGGAUUCUUCCAGGGAGAGAAAUUUUUUAA